Messenger RNA from Clunio marinus, 2209 nucleotides. Lineage: Eukaryota; Metazoa; Arthropoda; Insecta; Diptera; Chironomidae. The record is from the annotation of a GenBank genome assembly.
AAAAAAUAUAUAAAAUUAAUUUUAUUAGUGACUGAAAGCUUUAAUUUUCAAUGUUGCAACAAUGAAUUUAAACAAUGACGAACCAAAUUCUGAUGACGAGAUUUCAAAUAUUGAGAAAAUGCUUCUUACAGCCGAGAAUGUUGACGAUGAAGAUCAAGUGCAAGUAAAAUCUGUUCCAGAAAAGUCAAAAAGAGGAAAAUCGAUUCUGUUUAAGACUGAUGGAGCUGAUUCAUCAGAUGAUGAAGAGCAACGAGACUUUCAAAGUCAAAAAUAUAAUGAAUUUGGUCGUGACAUAAAUAAAAAAUUAAAGGAAAAAGAAGAAUUAAGGAAAUAUGAUUCGAUAAGAAUUGUUCCUGAUUUCGCCAGCUUAAAUUCAAAACCAUCAACGUCAAAUGCGGUUCCACAGACAUCUCAAUUACCUGUUAACAAUGACAAUAAGAAUAAACUUGAGAUUAUUAAAAGAUUUUCAGCUGAACCUUCCACGUUUUGCGAUCCUGUGUUUGGUUUAAGGAUAGUACAACCGCUGGUAUCGAGUGUUUUACUAAAAGAAAGGAUGGAAGGGAAGAUAGCAGUCACAGUACAAAGAGCUCGUUUUCAUACUGAACGAGGUGACUUGUCAAACGACUGGGCCAUUGCUGGCGUUUUAAUUAAUAAAUCUCCAGUUCGGCAAACACAAAAAGGCGAUUCAUUUUCAAUUUGGUCGAUUUCGGAUCUUCGUGGUGAAGUCAAAACAGUUUCUGUCUUCUUAUUUCGGUCGGCACAUAAAGAGCUUUGGAAGACAACGAUUGGAACAGUCAUCGGCAUUCUUAAUCCAAAAGUCAUGGAGAGAAAGGAUGAAAAAAUUGAAGCCGCGUUGUCAGUCGACAAUCAUCAGAAAAUUAUGAUUCUGGGACAUUCGAAGGAUUUCGGACAUUGCCGAGCUAAGAAGAAUAAUGGCGAACCGUGUGGUGCAAUAAUCAACAAAACUGACUGCGAUGUUUGCAUCUUUCACAUGAAGCGGGAGUACAGCAAAAUAAGAAGAUCUGAGUUUCAAUCCAGUGGUCUCGGAAGAGGUUUACAGGAUUUAAGAAACAAAGUGUUAGGAAAAAGUGAAGUUUUUUACGCAGGUCAAUCAUUUACUGCUCAAAAAGCUGCUAAAAAACCUGCAAAAAUGAUCAAGCAAGAUCGAGAACGUCUCAUGACUUUGUCAGAAUAUUUCACUUCUCCAUAUCGAGAAGGAGAAUCUUCAGCAUUAAGAACACCAUCGACAUCAAAUCAAAUUCAACAGCAAACUAAACGACCUGGUUCAGCAGCUUCUCUUGAAUUGAAAGUCUCACAAAGAAAGAAAGAUUUGGAACGUCUUAAGCUACUUCAAGGAACUGACAAACCACAAUUGACGCAUGUCGCCAAACUUCAGCAAUCAACUUCGAUUCCUGAUCCACCGAAGAAAGAUGACAGCUUUGUUCCAAAACUUUCCAAUGAUAGUUUAACGUUCAGUUUCAGUGUGCCAGUAAAGAAAAAUGAUUUAGCAAAGCAAAAAGCUGCUGCAAUUUUAAAAAAGAAACCGCUUGAACCAAGCAAUCCAAAUCUCAUUAAAUAUCGUGGAACAGACGCUGGUAAGAAGAGAUUAGCUGAUGAAUUGAUCCCUUCAUUGAAGUCAAAUGAAAACGGUGCGAAGAAAGCGAAGCUCGUUGACAGUGAAGAGACGCAAAGACGAAAAGAGUAUUUAUUGAAAAUGAUGAAUGCAAAAUCAAAUCAUGCGGAACUUGUAGAAGACAAAGAAACAGAGCGACGAGAUAAAUUCUUCGAUACAAUGGAAAAGAAGGAAGCAAUGGAAGAACGAAUGGCCAAUACAACGGAGAUGAAGUGUAAAGCGGUGAUUUGCAAACGUUGCAAAUACAUUUACUUCUCAGCAAGUGACAUGUGCAAGCAAGAGAAACACGAAUUGAAAGUUGUUGAUGCAAUGAAAAGAUUUUAUCAAUGUGGAGACUGCAAAAAUCGAACAGUUACGCUUUUCAAAAUACCUCGGGAUCCAUGCAAAAAUUGUCGAUCAUGCAAUUGGAAGCGAACUGGAAUGAUGAAAGAACGUGUCGCGUAUGUCGGUGAAGAGUUGAGUAUUCGAGGAGACGAAGAAAUGUUUAUCGGAAGUUCCAACAAAGCCAAUAUUAAUUUACUUGUUCCAGAAUCUUCUCAAUAAAUUAAAUAAAACAUUUUACUUAAUUGAACCAAC